AUGGGACAGCAAGCAGAUUGUCAUAGAGGCAGCGUUGUGGCUUUUGAGGGAAAGGCCGACAUCGUCUCAACUCAGCUUCGACUUCUUCCUACUUCACCGCAACUUCUCAUACUACCGAGUGUGGAUUCAUACCUCGAAUCCGGAGACGAAGACGACGGCCAAUGGCUGGAUGUGCGUUUUUUUAUUCGCCGAGUUCACGAUGCUGUCUUGGCGCGGAGUGAGGUUGCGCGGAACUUCUUGAACGGUGCAACUGCAAACCAUAGGCGGCUGGUUUUUCUUAACGGAGGCGCCCCAGCAGCACAAGCCCUCUGCAUCAAGGAAAUAAUGAAGCAUGAAACUCAUGGCGACAGAGCAGAAGCUGAAUCCAUGUUCCAAGACAUCAUCAAGGGUGGCUUGGCAGGUCUCGAAAAGCCGAUAUCAGACAUGGGUAGGGAAGACCAAGAUGAUUUCAAUCAGUCAACGGCCACUAACAAUGAGGAAGAAGUGGAAGCGGACCCGAUUACGAGAGCCAUGAGAGCAGCUGAUGCCCUCGACCGCCAAACAGCCAACCUGCAACCCUGCAACACCUUCGAAUUGGGUCAUCCCUGCCGACCACGUAGCUCGAGUUUGCCAUUGUAUGGAUUUUUGGACGAAUUCGAGGACUCAACGCCUUUCUACGUAUUUGGUCUCGCAAGACCAGAUGGAGAUGGUGCUCGCGAUGAAUGUCCAGAGAAUCUCAGCGAGCCUCCGACUCCGAGCGUGGUGGUCACCAGUCCGAGACAGCUACCUGAAGAUGGAUCUCGCCUUGGGCUACCUCUUUCAUACACCUUCAAUCCCGCUAGCUGCAUUGGGGAGACGUAUGAAUCCAUCACUCAUGAUUGCCAGCUGGAAGCAGCAACUGUCUCGCCUUCGUCCGACGCCUAUAGUCUCCGAUCAACUGAUAAGGUUGUCUACGGAGAGGCCUCUGUCUUGGAUAUGAGAAAUUAUUACCGACGAAAUUCAUUGCAUCGAGUAAGAUCUCUGGACAGAAUCUAUAAUGCUAGCCCUCGCCUUCGAGACCCCUGUAUUCCCUCGGAGUCAUGGCCAACAGAACCAGACACGGCAAGAGCUCGGCAGCACCGCCAUUCGAUAAUGUCGGCUUCUGACGCCCAGGAUCGCAGGUUGAGCCUGAUCAGUCUCCUCGACAAGCCGCGAACCAUCACGACCAAGUCACGUCGGUCCAUUGGGAAAAUCGAAACGAUAUUAGCCGGAGACAAGGGAGAAAGAGUUUCGAAAGCACCAGAGAACCCUAGACCAACGUACGUUGACCGAGGCACAGAUGCACGAAACGAUCAACCCGAGGAUGUUGCUUUCCAACCAAUCUUUCCUCCAAUUGAGGAUCUCGUCAUAUACUUCAAGGAUGAGUCUUCAGAUGCGGUACUAGAAUCUGCCGUCAAUACAUUCAGGAACAGACGAUAUCCUCAUCACUCGUUUCCUCCAUUGGCAGCCGAUGUUGCAAGUACGGCAUCUAUAACACUGGUCUAUCGACCUUUCCAGGACAAGGGACAUUUCGGAUCCGUUAUGGGCGCAGGUGAACCCAGCAUGGCUUCUCCUCAAGCCGAAGACUAUGAUCCAUUUGCUUACACGCAACCAAUGUGGCAACCGCAAAAGUCAGAAGAGCACGUUGAGACAGCACCCAUUGUGCGGCCCCCAACACCGGCACAAACGCCUCCACCAACCACGUUGAGAGACGUCGAGCACAAUGUCCAUGAAUUCCUCAUCACCUCAGGCCAUACAGCUGUAUCCGUGCAGAAUUCACUGCGGUCCAUCCUUGGCGAAUACUUUCCACCGGAUACCCAAGGCUAUCGCCAGUUCCAAUUUUCUCUCCUCCCAGAGCUUGACGAACUCUGGAAACCCAUCUUUCGAGGGGGAGAGCCGGGCAAUACACAGCGAAAUGACGGCACGGGCACAAAUAUAUUGGCCAUUGGCUCUCAGUCAGGUGUUAGAAAGGAAUACUCGCUAGCAGUCACCGGUAGAUUGGAAAAAGUUGGCAGGAAGUCGUGCGAAAUCGUCAAAACAGGUCGAGUUGACUUCAGGUACCUGCUUGCCAAUGCGAUGCAAGCUUUUACUGCCCAGAGACUGGCUCAUCAGACAUCCGACAAUCCAUUUACCAACUCAUUCUUGCUAGCCACCCUAAUCGUUCCCCAUCUCGAAACCUAUUUGGCGCUGCAUACCGAUGUGCGACAUCUGCUCCUCCUCUAUCCACCAGAGCAUUUAGCGACUGUUUUAGCAUUGCAACGACUUGUUGGAGUUGACGUCAUGAAAGUGGCGCAAAUUGUUGACGCAGACAGCAAGGAGGACUCGCCUUUCACCCAUAUUCGUGGUGCAUCAAUCAAUAGCAAUAAGCCCGAAGGCAAAACUUCGCGUUCAUUCUCACCCAGAUCUUCGUCCGAGGUUGACAUAUCCAAAGCCAACUAUCUGUUAACCUCCACCGCCUCUGAAGAAGACAUUGCCACCUUUGUAUCAACGGUAUGGGAUAUAAAGAUUGAACCACCUGCGAUGGAAAGCUCGGAACAGUCCACUGCGAGAGUUCAAAAGAAGAAGAGGCCUCCGCCACUCAGUAUACGCAAGGAGCCUAUGUCUUCAUUGCCCAAGGUUGCUGAUGAAACCCCAGAGUCGCCAAUAAGUAUCGGUCUGCCAGCUGCGUCUCUAAUAUCGCCUGAGCCUGCAUCGCCUAGUGCGUCCUUGCAUGAACCUUUGCCUGUUGAAACACGCAGGGCCCUGAAGUCGACGAAGAGCACCAAGUUCAGCCAAGGCAGGUUGAGGUCGAAAAAUGCUCAACAGGCGGAGGCUGAGUGCAUGGCUGACUACAACUUCGACGGCGACAGUGAUGAAGACAUGGAUGAGCGCAGACUGAUGCCGGUUUUCAUGCAAAAGCACUUGGUGCGCAAGCCGAACAGUCGUAAAGCACUCAAGUUUUUGGGACUUGCAUAG
Messenger RNA from Metarhizium album ARSEF 1941, 2952 nucleotides. RefSeq lists its product as uncharacterized. The record is from RefSeq and is a predicted model, not a curated record. The coding region runs from base 1 to 2952 and encodes 983 amino acids. The transcript is spliced from 2 exons. Lineage: Eukaryota; Fungi; Ascomycota; Sordariomycetes; Hypocreales; Clavicipitaceae.